Nerophis lumbriciformis (worm pipefish) is the source of this 2125-nucleotide messenger RNA. RefSeq names its product RAD51 paralog C (gene rad51c). Gene Ontology annotation, molecular function: crossover junction DNA endonuclease activity; ATP-dependent DNA damage sensor activity; ATP binding. The record is from RefSeq and is a predicted model, not a curated record. NCBI's taxonomy places the organism in Eukaryota, Metazoa, Chordata, Actinopteri, Syngnathiformes, Syngnathidae. Gene Ontology annotation, cellular component: replication fork; Rad51B-Rad51C-Rad51D-XRCC2 complex; Rad51C-XRCC3 complex. Gene Ontology annotation, biological process: meiotic DNA recombinase assembly; DNA repair; reciprocal meiotic recombination.
GGCGGGACUUCCGGAGCGGCAAUGUUAGCAGACAGACAUGCAGAGGCCGGUGUCCAGUCUGCCGCUGAGUCCCAGCGUCAAAGUGAAACUGCUCAACGCGGGCUUUCAGAUUCUUAAUGAUGUCGCAGCGGUCACGGCGCUCAACCUUAGUCGAGAGGCGGGUCUCAGCCAGCGGGAGGCGCUGGAGGUGCUGCAAGCUGUGAGGAAAGAGGGAGGAGCUGACGGAGGUGAAGGAGCUCCUCUGACUGCGCUUGACCUCCUGCAGAAAGAGGAGGAGCUAAGGAGCAUCGUGACCUUCUCCUCGCAGCUGGACAGCAUGCUCGGAGGAGGACUUCCUGUCGGGAAAACCACAGAAGUCUGCGGCGCACCGGGAGUGGGAAAAACACAACUUUGUCUGCAGUUGGCGGUGGACGUCCAGGUGCCGGCGUGCUUCGGCGGUCUCGGAGGUCAGGCGGUCUUCAUCGACACGGAAGGAAGCUUCGUCGUUCAACGAGUCGUCGACAUCGCCACCGCCGCCGUCCGCCAUUGCUCCAUGUUAGCGGACGACGCGGACCAGCGAGAUGCCAUGACCACCUUUAACGUGGACAACAUCCUGUCCAACAUCUUCCUGGUGCGCUGCCAUGACUACGUGGAGCUCCUCGCCGAGGUCUACCUGCUGCCCGACUUCCUGUCUGCUCACCCUCAGGUCCGCCUCCUCGUGAUUGACAGCGUGGCCUUUCCCUUCCGACAGCUUUUCGACGAGCUGUCGCAGCGGACACGCCUCCUCAACGGCCUCGCCCAGCAGCUCAUCUCCAUGGCAACCAAGCACAACGUGGCCGUGGUCCUGACCAACCAGAUGACCACGAGGCUGCGAGGCGGACACUCCCAGCUCGUCCCCGCACUGGGGGAGAGCUGGGGCCACGCCCCCACCCUGAGACUCCUCCUGCGGUGGGCGGGCUCACAGAGGCAGGCCACCAUCUUUAAAUCUCCACACCACAUGGAGGCCACGGUCAGCUACCAAAUCACGUCGGACGGUUUCAGAGACAUUGACCAAUCGGAGCAGCAGCCGAGCAAACGCCCCCGAACGCUCCCCGACCAGUCGGCUGCCUGCUCGAGCAAACGGAUGCAGUUGACUGGCUAAAGCUGCAGUUGUUUUCAGCCAAUCAGAGAGAGACAUGAUGAAGACCAUGUUUCUUUGCAAAGGUGAAUAAGAUGUCAUUACAAAACAAUGUAUUUACUUUUUAAACCCAUGCCUUAUUAAAAGUCCAACUGGUGUCUAAAGACCUUUUAAUCAAUCCAAAGAAAAAUACUUAGUGCAACCAGUCUCUACAGAUUUCAGUUAGUCCAACUGGUCUCCAAAGACUCAUUAGUCAACCCAAGACACAUUAGUAAGUCCCAAGUUGUCUUGAAAGAUCUAAGUUUAGUGAGUCCAAGUGGUCUCCAAGGAGUGGACUCCUUUAGUCAAUCCAAAUACUCUUUCCGAAGUGCUCCUUAUCAUUACAGACUGUUUAGUAAGUCCAAGUUGUCUCUAAAAAAUUGAAUCAAUCCAACUAGUCUUUAAAGACUUCUUAGUACAAGCAACUUGUCUCUAAAAGACUCUAGUCAAACGUAAGACUCUUUAGUAAGUCCAACUGGAUGUAUGGAUAAGUGAAAGUGGUCUCUAUAGAGCUAGCUAUUUAAUUAAUCCAAAGACUCUACUAAGUGCUUUUCGUCUUUACGGACUAAUUAGGAAGUCCUAGUUGUCUCUAAAGACUAAUCAACCUAAUUAGAUUUCAAAGACUCCUUAGUAAGUGCAACUUGUCCCUACCGACUCUUUAUGUCCAACUAGCCUUGAAAGACUGUUUAGUAAGUCCAAGUGAUGUCUAAAGACUCUCAAAAAUACUAUUUAAAAGGGGAACUAUUCUCUCCAGACUUCAGGAAGUCCAAGUAGUUUCUAAAGAGUAGACUCUUAGUCAACCCAAAUACUUUUUACUGAGUGUUACUUGUCUCUACUGACGUCUCGUCUGCCGUAAUUGCUGUUUACGGCAGACGAACUGCUUUACGGUAGACGAAAUGCUGUUGUUGUGUGUUGUUGCCGCGCUGGGAGGACGUUAAUGAAACUGUCUAACAAUAAACCCACAUAAGAAACCAAGAACUCGCCCUCGAU